AUGUGGAGAUUCUUUGAGAGACAAAGACGGUUACGUCCUGGUACUAAUCUAGAGUCACUGCGUCGCGAUAUCGAAACAGACGUUCACCUCCAACCAACGGAAGAUUUAUUGCAAAGCCUAGGAACUAACGCGGCCCAUGGCCUGUCCACGUCUAUUGCACGCGAUCUACUAAACAAAAGCGGUCUAAAUGCGUUGACACCACCAAGAAAGACUUCGAGCGUCUUAAAGUUUUUACAUCGAAGUUUUGGAGGAUUUUCUUUAUUGAUAUGGACAGGCGCCCUAUUAUGUUUCUGCAACUACUUCCUGGAGUACAGCACCUACGGCGAUGCCUCUAACGAGCACCUUGGACUCGGUAUUGUCCUUGUGGUGCUGAUCCUGGUCACAGCGAUGUUCAGCCACUAUCAGGAGUCGAAAAGCUCGCGGAUCAUGGAAUCGUUUCAGCAAAUGUUGCCUCAAAAGACGAAGGUGCUGAGGAACGGCGAAAAGAAGGAACUGUGCGUGGCCGAAUUAGUCGUUGGGGACAUUGUCCUUUUGGAAACCGGUGACCGAGUACCCGCUGACAUUAGGAUCCUGGAAUGUCAAGGUCUCAAGGUCGACAAUGCUUCGAUCACCGGAGAAUCGAUUCCGCUCUUAAGAACGGCCAACGUUCAUCCUGAGAGCAGCGUGAUGGAAGCCAAGAACAUGGUAUUCUUCUCGACCGACAUAGUCGAAGGCAGCGGAAAAGGAGUCGUGGUUGCUCGCGGUGACCAAACCGUGAUGGGCAGAGUUGCCAAACUGACUGCUAAACUGGCACCAAGACCAACGCCGCUUUCACGGGAGAUUCAUCGAUUUAUGAAACUGAUAUCGUGCUGGGCCAUUUUCCUAGGAGUGCUGUUCUUCGCGCUGUCAAAGGCUAUGGGCUACAGCUGGAUCAAUUCGAUAGGGUUCCUGAUCGGCAUAAUAGUCGCCAAUGUUCCGGAGGGACUGGUGGCCACCAUGACUGUCAGCCUCACUCUCACAGCCAACAAGAUGGCGAGCAAAAAUUGCCUGGUGAAGCAUCUGGAGGCUAUCGAGACUCUAGGGUGCACUGCUGUCAUUUGCAGCGACAAAACUGGAACGCUCACUCAGAAUAAGAUGACUGUCAAACACAUGUGGUACGACGGUGAAUUGCGAGAGAUAAUGAUUUCUGACACGUGGAGAAAAUACAUUAAGAAUACCGGAUUUCAUAACUUGGCCAGGGUGGCUAGCCUUUGUAAUCGGGCCGAAUGGGAGCCUUUGGCUAAAAAUAUGCCCGUGCCACCUUUGAGCAAAAGGAAAAUUUUAGGCGACGCUUCUGACGCUGCUUUAUUAAAAUGUAUGGAAGUCCUCGUGAAAGGCGGUGCAGAUGCAUACAGAAAAAGCUGCACAAAGGUGUUCGAAAUACCAUUCAAUUCGACGGACAAGUUCCAGGCCAACAUCUAUAUGUGUGGUAGGAAGCACGUUCUCUUCAUGAAGGGUGCACCAGAAAGAGUUUUGGAACGGUGUACCAGCGUGGCGUUUGAUAACGAGACAAGGAAACUGGAUGACGAAACCAAAAAUGCUUAUACGGAAUCUUGUUAUGUUCUUGCAAAUAAUGGCGAACGUGUUCUUGGCUUUGCUGACCUCACUCUCCCUAUCUCUUCCUUCCCGCCUGGUUACGCCUUCAAGGAAGAUCCUCCAAACUUUCCUCUUCGUAACCUGAGACUGAUCGGGUUGAUGUCGAUGAUGGAUCCGCCGAGGCCAACGGUGCCAGACGCGGUGUACAAAUGCCGUUGCGCCGGAAUCAAGGUGAUCAUGGUGACUGGUGAUCACCCUGACACAGCAAGAGCAAUCGCGAAGUACGUGGGCAUCAUCACCGACGACUUGAGAACACACAAUGAGAACAACAAUGGGAAGAAACGUUCCAUCGUGGUGACGGGGAUGGAGCUUAAGGAGUUAGAACCGGAGCAGCUGGACCGUAUCAUUAGGCAGUAUCCAGAGAUUGUUUUCGCUAGAACAUCACCUGUGCAGAAGCUUCGGAUCGUGGAGAGUUGUCAACGACUUCAUCUGAUCACCGCGGUCACUGGCGAUGGUGUCAAUGACUCGCCGGCAUUGAAGAAGGCCGAUAUUGGUAUCGCUAUGGGGAUUGCUGGGUCAGACGUGAGCAAAGAAGUGGCAGACAUGAUUCUACUGAACGACGACUUUUCGUCGAUCGUGACGGGGAUCGAGGAAGGCCGAAGAGUGUUUGACAACUUGAAAUCGAGUAUAGCGUACACUCUAGCCAGCAAUGUCCCAGAAAUUACACCUUUCCUGGCAUUUAUAGUGCUCGGGAUCCCUCUGCCCGUAGGCGUCAUUUGCAUUCUGUGCAUAGAUCUUGGUACGGACAUGUGGCCAGCUGUUUCGCUGGCUUACGAGAAAUCUGAGUCAGACAUCAUGCUCAGGAAACCGAGGAUACCGCUCAAAGAUCACCUUGUCAGCCACCGAUUAAUUUUCAUGGCCUACGGACAGAUCGGCAUAAUCGAGGCCUGCGCUGGUUUCUUCACGUACUUCGUGGUGAUGGCAGAGCACGGAUUCCUGCCAAGCAGACUGCUAGACCUGCGUCCCGCGUGGGACAGCAUAGUCGUGAACGACUUGCAAGACAGUUUCGGCCAGGAAUGGACGUAUGAGCAACGCAAGAUCCUCGAAUAUACCUGCCACACCGCUUUCUUUGUCAGCAUAGUGAUCGUUCAGGUAGCCGACGUUAUGAUCUGCAAAACUCGUCGCAAUUCUCUCUUCCACCAAGGCAUGAACAACUGGGUACUGAAUUUUGGGAUAGUCUUCGAGAUAAUAGUAGCCUGCGUCGUUUGUUAUGCUCCUUACAUGGACGAAAUCCUCAGAACCUAUCCAUUGAUCCUAGAGUGGUGGCUGCCAGGUGUCCCAUACGCCGUGAUCAUCCUAACCUACGACGAACUUAGGAAGCUCUGGAUCAGAAGGAAUCCUGGAGGAUGGUGGGAUCGCGAAACUUGCUAUUAGACUCACGAAAUGGACAUACUUCUGUGCACUGGGACCUGCAACUGUACAACAGAGAAAUUCAGGAAUGCAUUUAGAUGGGGCACCUGGUACUGGACGAUAUAAAUAAAACAUUAGGCGAAAGAGGAUAUAUGAAAAGUCCAUUGAAGUCUCG
Molecule: messenger RNA, 3139 nt
Organism: Eufriesea mexicana
Lineage: Eukaryota; Metazoa; Arthropoda; Insecta; Hymenoptera; Apidae
Product: sodium/potassium-transporting ATPase subunit alpha
Exons: 9
Coding region: 1-2988 (995 amino acids)
Biological process (GO): intracellular sodium ion homeostasis; proton transmembrane transport; intracellular potassium ion homeostasis
Cellular component (GO): plasma membrane
Molecular function (GO): P-type sodium:potassium-exchanging transporter activity; ATP hydrolysis activity; ATP binding
Source: RefSeq, a predicted model, not a curated record